AUGGCUGCAACAGAUAACAGCCGCAACGGCCUUCGUGCCUCCUCUUUCAACUCGACCUUUUUACCCACCAAACUUUGUGCGUUGCCAGACUUAGCACCUCUCAACACUGACUGCAAAAGCUCGCUUCCCAAAGGAUGCCGCUUUCGAGACCUCGGCGAGGCCCACCGCAGCAUCACAGGUCGCAGUAUCUCGGCAUCUCACGGUGCCGAUGGCUUGAUCGGAAGUGCAUCUUGCAGCACGAACAACAUGGACACGAACUUUACUUUUCUUAACGCUGAUACUGUUGUACGCCAAGAGGACAACAGCACCCGGCAAGAUUUUCUCCCUUCGCCGCUCUCUCCUAGUUCAAUGGACCUUUUCAAUGAUCUCGGAAACCCGGAAGAAUUGCUUGACAAGAUCUUUGACCGAAAGGGUACGCGAAGCUGCUCACCAGCCAUCGUCACUACACCAGCGUUCAAAACCGAGAAUUGCUCGCCUCUUGUGCGGCACGUAUCGGAAGAGAACCUCUCACCUUUGGGUGCCGGCAGAAACUCACAGGGACCUGAUCGCUCAUCCGACUCCCACAGGGCAAUGGCAGUGUAUUCGACCGACACGACUGUUGGGCGUCUGUACACACAAUACCAGAGACACAUUCUCAAUCCACUCCAUGCAAACAACAGCUCGCCUGUCCCAGUCAUCCCGCAUAUUGUGCGUGCUCGGGACGGCGCGGUCAAUCGUCUUGGAUUUGGUCCCAAUGACCGCAGCAGUUCACCGUGUGGCGACCUUGCAGAUCGGCCGUUGCAGAGUGUCGAUGUUCAACGCGCACUAGAUGGGAGACAAAAGACAUCACCAGGAGACACGCCAGAAGAUAGCCCAAAGCGCGCCAGUCCCUUCCUAACCGUUCCAACCAGAGAAAGUCUACUGUAUCCAAAGCCCCUCCGUGUGCAAUCAAUGCGUGUGGAGGGAAAACGCACAAGCCUACAUAGUGGUACGGCAGUUUCUGCCGCAGGAAUGACAACGGAUUCGGAAGAGGACCCCUUCCGCUAUGACAAAGACACCUACAACAUCUUCCUCCAUCCAUCCAAGGAGAGGGAUGUCAGUGCAGCUCUCAACCAUAUCAGUGGCCUCAGCUCGCACAGCCGGGCCACUCUCUACACUCAAGAUGACGACCGUCCUGCUCGCCAAUUGCCGCUUCGACCGCCUCCGAUCCCCAAAGAAUACCUCGGUGAAGAACCCUUUCUCACAGGCCCUACCAGGGCGCGCUCUCUGACCCCUGAGAGUGCCGACGGAUUUUACGAUACCUCUGUCAUCCAGCCAAAUUGGGCUGUCGAGCGCAGUGCAUAUGAAGUGAAGGUUGUGCUUCAGGAUGUGAGCCGCAAUCCCAGUGUCAGUGGUGGCCACCGCUCGAAGAUUGGCCAAGGCAGCACCAUGACAUCCGAGAAGCCUCUGCCCCCAUGUGCACAAAAUCCAUUCCAAUCCGGUAGCCUCUGCCGGCGGGAGAAAGAAAACAUGCCUUCAAGCGAGCGGGAUGACUGGGAGACCGUGGCCACGACGGCACCUGGUUUUGGAAGCAUGAGACUGCAACCCCCUCCGGGUCGAGAACUAGGGGCCUACAAUUCGAAGGGAGCCAAAUUCACUGGAAGUAGUGUGGCCGACGUCUCCGAUGACAGUAGAUUUAACGACGUACCUUUCGACGAGUAUGCAUCCACGGAUCGCAUUGUACAGCAUCCAAGUGGACAUGAAGACUCAGAAGAGAGCCUGCAGAUUCAUAACAUAAGCGGCAUCAAUGUUCCCGUCAUGGUCCCAAAGCAUCGAGUUCACCGGGUCAAUGGCUAUCCUCAGAAUCCAUCGCGCGCGUACCCAAAUUCGCAACGCUCUGGAAGCGACGCGGCCGCUGCACUUGCCAGAAAGGUUUCAAGCCCUUUUCGGCAGCUGAACGGAAGACGCACACGUCGGUUCUCCCCCAUGGCUCUCCAACCGCCACCAUUCAAAUUAGAAAAGGGAAGAAAGAGGUUUGAAUUUCGUCAUCACUCCCAGAGCUCCGACCGCGAUCCUCUUUUUGCAAAGGGCGGAGUAUACGAAUUUCAGGGGUUGUCCAGUGACACUGGUAAUACGCGCAGCGACACAAACAACAUCACGGCCUCUGAAUUGGGUGAUGUGAUUGAUGACAGCCACUCGCUGCGUGAUUCGAGCUCGUCUCAAAGCUCCAACGGCACUGUCCAUAGCUUUCCGUUCCCGCUCAUCCCGCUACCUGCAGCUGCGCGUCUUCAGGCUGUCGAAAGAGAAACUGGUACCGAAAGUUCAGCUGCCGACACCUUCAGGGUUCACAAUACAGCAAGCAAGAAGCGCGCACGUCAUUCCCGUCGCAUCCGUGUUCCAGAACGCGCUUAUCCACGGGCACCGACUCGGUUUGCCUCCGUCUUUGCCUCGAGCUCCACUCGGUCCUCCAAGCAGAGCAACAGACUGAAGAAACGGCGCACGUUGCCCAGGGACCUGACGAUGCAGUCCGCCAUGAGUUCCACAACAGCAGGCGGAACGGGGGCUACAAUUCUUCCUUUCGGAAGCACAGACACUCGCCAUGGCGGCCCAACCCACAUGCUCAAAUCUGCUGCAACGAGGCUGCGACUGGACGACCUUGCCCACCGCUUCCAGGAGCGGACGAGACCGAGCUUUACAGUUGGUAGCAGUCUGAUCAGCCGCAGCAGCCAGCCUCGACUGUACCCUUGGGAUUACCAUGCACGCCGUCGGCAGCGGACACGGGGAACCGAUCCUGAGCUUCAAGCCAUUGCACUCCAGGAAGCCGGGUCUCAACGGGAUCUGGAGCGCAAUGGCGUACCUCUGGAUCCGGAGGCCUUUAUCACCCAUGAAGGCCGGCAGCGGCGCCAGACUUGGUUCUAUUGCAUGCUGGCGGUCAGCAUGUUCCCUUUUAUCUCUGUCAUGGUGUAUCUGGGUAAGUUUGACAGCGGGCUCUCAUGGUACUCAAAGGGUGAGGUCGGCCGUCUCAACACGCGGCAGCGCCGAGUCAUCCUCGUCGUGAUGGUCUUCCAAUUUGUGCUUUGGCCAAUGAUUCUAGGAUUGGUGAUUUGGCGGACACAGCAGCUGCCUAGGCUCAGCUAG
Messenger RNA from Sporothrix schenckii 1099-18, 3096 nucleotides. RefSeq lists its product as uncharacterized. The transcript has a single exon. The record is from RefSeq and is a predicted model, not a curated record. Lineage: Eukaryota; Fungi; Ascomycota; Sordariomycetes; Ophiostomatales; Ophiostomataceae. Bases 1 to 3096 code for a protein of 1031 amino acids.